Cydia amplana is the source of this 967-nucleotide messenger RNA. RefSeq names its product neo-calmodulin. Gene Ontology annotation, molecular function: enzyme regulator activity; calcium ion binding. The transcript is spliced from 8 exons. NCBI's taxonomy places the organism in Eukaryota, Metazoa, Arthropoda, Insecta, Lepidoptera, Tortricidae. The record is from RefSeq and is a predicted model, not a curated record. The coding region runs from base 193 to 954 and encodes 253 amino acids.
CCGCCGGAAGCCUCCCCGCAAGCCUGUGCCGUGGCUUUCCAUACAGAUAACAAAACUUCAUCUUAAUCUCCUAUCCGAGAGUGCGAGCGGGCGUGGCACGCCUGCUCCGGCGCGACGAGCCGAGCAAACAUAUUCUCCGCGGUCAACAACUUCUUCGCUGAUUCGCCGCUGGUGAAUCAGCUCAAGGGCAUCAUGACGAGACAGACGAGCAGUGGCGGGGGUGAGCCGGGACCACCGGACGAGCCAUCUCGCCCCGCCAGCCGGGGCCCUCCUUCCGUGGCUCUGAGCCACUCUGAGAGCCAGCUAUCUCAGCGAUCCGUGUCGCCCGUAGGCGUCCAACGGCAGGUGACGUUCCUCAAACCGGCCGCCGAUACCAACCUCGACAGGAAAGCGUCUAUCGUGGAUGAGACCAGUGGCAUUACAAGGACCCAGAUGAAAGAAUUCCGCGAGGCGUUCCGUCUCUUCGACAAAGAUGGCGACGGCACCAUCACCAAGGAGGAGCUGGGCCGGGUCAUGCGCAGCCUGGGACAGUUCGCACGUGUCGAGGAGCUUCAGGACAUGCUGCAGGAGGUGGACAGCGAUGGUGACGGCAACGUCAGCUUCGAGGAGUUCGUCAGCAUCCUCUCCAAGUCCAUGUCGGUGGGCAGCGGCGCCAGCUCCGCCGAGCAGGAGGAGCGCGAGCUGCGCGACGCCUUCCGCGUGUUCGACAAGCAUAAUCGAGGGUACAUCUGCGCGUCGGACCUGCGAGCGGUGCUGCAGUGUCUCGGGGAAGACCUUUCCGAGGAGGAAAUUGAAGACAUGAUAAAAGAAGUGGAUUCAGACGGAGAUGGUCGCAUUGAUUUCCUAGAAUUCGUCCGAGCGCUGGGAGAGCCAGAGGACGCGUGUGACGAGGAGGACGAAGAUGACGUCAUUGACACCGAGAUCGCGCUGCCGAGGCCUGUCGCCGCCAACUAGAUCGAUCAACUAA